AAUUAUUAAUGUUUUGAUUUUGAAGCCUUGGGCACUGAUAAUUGUAAAUUUUGUAAUUCAAUAAAAGCAGAUAGAAUAGAUAGAAGAAUUCGUAGCUAUAAUCAAACUAUAAUUAUAAAAAACAUUAUCUGAUUUCUUUAUCAGAUAGUUGUCAUAAAUAAUACUAAAUACACUAUAUAUCGAUAGUAUGUAAACUGUAAUGAUAGUUGUCGUGCAAUAGCGCUGUGAAGUGGCUGUCUUUUGUAAACAGUAUUUGGAAAUUAAAGAACAAUGAAGUUUUUAAUUCAAUUACUAUUAGUUAUAAAUGUAACAAGCCUAAUUACGGCAAAUCCCGGUUAUGAUUGUCAAUAUUGCCAGCCUGAACAAGUACACAUAGCUUUCGGGACAAAACCUAAUGACAUAAUAGUCACAUGGACAACAUUUAAUAACACCCAUGAGUCUCGAGUGCAAUAUGGUUUGGGGGAGAUGAAUUUGGAGGCUGUGGGUACUCGACACCGGUUCACAGAUGGUGGUCAGCUGCACCGACAUAUGUGGAUACAUCGAGUUACUCUGCAAGAUCUCAAGUUUGAUACUAAAUAUGAAUACCAUGCGGGGUCUGUAUAUGGCUGGUCGGAGUUGUUCUCCUUCAAGACGCCGCCAGAGGGGGAAAAGUGGGUGUUACGGGCUGCCAUCUACGGAGAUAUGGGGAAUAAGAAUGCACAUUCAUUGUCGUACCUGCAAGACGAGGCGCAGCGGGGCCACUUCGACGUGAUCCUCCACGUGGGAGACUUUGCCUAUGACAUGGACACGGACAACGCCCUCGUAGGGGACGAGUUCAUGAGGCAGAUCCAGCCCUUGGCGGCCUCCGUGCCUUACAUGACCUGUCCUGGAAACCACGAGGCCGCUUAUAACUUCAGCAACUACCGAAACCGUUUCUCGAUGCCGAACCACGAGCGAUGGGAGAGCAUGUUCUACUCGUUCGAUCUAGGUCCCGUCCACUUCGUCUCCAUCUCCACCGAGUACUACUACUUCCUCGAGUUCGGUCUCAAGAUGCUCUCGGAGCAGUUCGAGUGGCUGCAGAGGGAUCUCAGCGAAGCCAACAAGCCGGAGAACAGGGCGAAGCGGCCUUGGCUCGUUCUGUUCGGCCACAGACCGAUGUACUGCAGCAAUUCGGACGACAUCGACUGCAGCGUCGAGUACACGAGGAAGGGGCUGCCGCUCUUCGGGGCCUUUCGUCUCGAACCGCUGUUGCGUGAUUUCGGGGUGGACGUGGUGAUCUGGGCACACGAGCACUCGUACGAGCGCACUUGGCCCCUCUACGAUCUCAAGGUGUACAACGGCUCGUCGGAGCGACCGUACGUUAACCCGCGAGCGCCAGUGCACUUGGUGACGGGCUCGGCGGGAUGUCAGGAAGGAAGGGACCAUUUUCAGCACGCCCCGAAGGAAUGGUCCGCUUUUCGCUCUCAAGACUACGGCUACACCAAACUCAAGGCUUUCAACAACACUCAUAUCUACUUUGAGCAGGUAUCCGUUGACAUUGAGGGAAAAGUAAUUGAUCAAUUUUGGUUAGUCAAACAAAGUUCUACACAAUGAGAUCAAAAGUAUGUGCUUGUUUUUAUUUGACUACAUCCUAAUACGUGCUCGGUAACAAAACCAAUGUAGAAAACAUUUAUUUCAAACACUUGCUCAAACGUUUCGUCAGCAUCCUGUACCAUCUACACAAAUUUAUAAAGAUAACCCCGAUUAUUUAAUUAAUAUACUUACAUCAAUAAACCGUAAGGGUUAUCUCUGA
Messenger RNA from Pieris napi, 1771 nucleotides. RefSeq names its product acid phosphatase type 7. The transcript is spliced from 9 exons. NCBI's taxonomy places the organism in Eukaryota, Metazoa, Arthropoda, Insecta, Lepidoptera, Pieridae. The record is from RefSeq and is a predicted model, not a curated record. Bases 271 to 1572 code for a protein of 433 amino acids. Gene Ontology annotation, molecular function: metal ion binding; acid phosphatase activity.